AAUCUUCUAGACCCACCCCACAAGUCUACAUCUGCCAAAGAUCUCCAUACUCCCUUUCGUUAUAAGGCUUUUCAAGAAUUUCUAUUAGUUCCUCUCUAAAUUUACCAGAAACUCCAUUGUCCCUCCAAUCCUCAUCCCUCAUUUGCCAAUCAUAAAUAGAACAUGGAAAGCAUAUUAAUUUCAGCUGUUAGAAUUAUGAUAACAUGAAUAAUUUUGUAGCAGACAAAAUGAUACAUAAAGAAAAGAAAGGAUUGGAGCAGGAAAAGAUGCAUUGCCUCUAAAAUGCAUCCUUUUGAAAUCACAAAUGGAGUACAUUUCCAUCAAAAAAUUGAUUGGUGUCCGUGACAAUCACCUCAGAAUCAGAUGAACUCUGUUCACCCUCUUCAUAUAAAACUCCUUUUCCAAUUUUGAGGUGCAAAUACCACAUAACCACCAUCUUUUAUACAAGAAUUCAAAAAUAAUUGCUUACUAUGAUUCACCAUCUCACAUUUGUGUUUGCAAUUUGUUGAACUAGGAGCUUGUGGGCUAGGCUUUUUACUUGCAUGCCCAUUAGCUCCACAUGGAACUGCAUUCAAGGACAGCCUUUUGAAUUCCCUUUCAACAGCCGAAUUCCCCCUUUCUUUGGGUUUCCAUCCUACAAUUCUCCAUAUCCAAAUGCAUCUUGCGUUUGCGCUUGCAAGUAUUCAAACCAAUAGCUUCUUGACUAUGCCAUUUCCUUGCAUGUACAUUUGCUCUGCAAGAAACAGGAUCCAUAGAUUCCUUUCUCGCCUUGCUUAUAACUGCCGAAACCUUUCUUUCUGUGGAUGGAACAGCCCCUGAUUUUUCUUUGAGUUUCUGUUCUAUGAUUCACCAUUGGCAAUUUCACCUUGUGUUUGUGCUUGAAAUUAGUCAAACCAAGAACUCCUGGACUAGGCCUUUUACUUGCACAUUCAAUUGCUCUGGAAGAGGUAUGAUCCACAGUUUCCACGUUCAAAUUGCUUUCAACUGCCGAAUCCUUUUUUCUUUGGAUGGGACAUCCCUCAAUACUGUUUGGGCCACAUCCAAUUUCAUCUCGUGUUUGCACUUACAAUUAGUUGCGCCAAGAGCUCCUAGACUAGGCCUUGCAAUCACGUCCAUCAGCUCUGCCCGAAAUAGGAUUCACAUAUUGCUUUCAACCACUGAAACAUUUCCUUUCCCUUGCUGGAACAUCCCCCAAUUUUCUCGGAGCUUCCAGUCUCUCACUUAUCGGAUCAAUCUUCAACAAUUUCCUAGUUCCUGUGUCCUUGCUCUUUGGACAGUCCCUCUAAGUGUUAUGUUUCUGGUUUGCAUGACAAUCGCCUGUUAAUGAGGAUUUUCUUAAGCUUUGUUGAUUAUUUGUUUUGUUUCUAAAUUUGAAAGUAGUAUAAAUCGAAGAACAAUUAAGAUCCGCCCAUUUUAUGUCUGUUUAGGUGAUGGAUACAUGGCUUUCUUAUGCACCAGUGAAGAACAACCCUGAGGAUGCUGCCAAGACACAUUAUGAGGUCUUCAAUGGGCAAGUGGUGGAAGUGUGGCCUCGUAUAGUAUGGAAGCCAAAAUGGGGACUAACAUUUGCCGAAAUUAGAAGUAAAGUUAGUGGAAGUUGCUCCAUUACUCAGAGAUCUACCAUGGCUAUUAAGGGUCGGAAUAUCUUUGUUAAAGAUCUCUCCUUGGAUGGAGCUCUUGUGAUUGACUCUAUCGAUGAAGCAGAGAAAAAAGAAGCUCCUACAAUGCUUGACUGGUGCGCAAACAAUCACACUAAAUAUUGGGGUGCGGCAGAGACUGAGCAUCUACAAAGAUACUUCAGUACCUGAGGAAAUACGGACCAGGGGCUUCAGAAUAAAAAAGAUUGAGCAUUACAAAUAACAGGUAAUAGUUUU
This is a messenger RNA of Populus euphratica (Euphrates poplar), 1874 nucleotides long. Its product is annotated as UDP-sugar pyrophosphorylase-like. The record is from RefSeq and is a predicted model, not a curated record. NCBI's taxonomy places the organism in Eukaryota, Viridiplantae, Streptophyta, Magnoliopsida, Malpighiales, Salicaceae. The transcript has 3 exons. Bases 1431 to 1808 code for a protein of 125 amino acids.